Messenger RNA from Staurois parvus, 473 nucleotides. Lineage: Eukaryota; Metazoa; Chordata; Amphibia; Anura; Ranidae. The record is from the annotation of a GenBank genome assembly.
CGCCUGGGGGCCCGAUACCUGUCGCCCCGCCUGGGGGCCCGAUGCCUGUCACCCCUCCUGGGGGCCCGGCGCCCGCCGCUCCACUUGGGGGCCCGAUGCCUGUCGCCCUGCCUGGGGGCCCGAUGCCUGUCGCCCACCUGGGGGCCCGAUGCCUGUCGCCCCACCUGGGGGCCCGGUGCCCGCCGCUCCGCUUGGGGGCCCGAUGCCUGUCGCUGCGCUUGGGGGCCCGAUGCCUGUCGCCCCGCCUGGGGGCCCAAUGCCUGUCGCCCCGCCUGGGGGCCCGGUGCCUGCUGCUUCACCUGAGUGCCGCUGCCCGGAGUGCCUCUGCCCGGAGUCCAGCCCGAUGUGCCUCUGCCCGGAGUCCAGCCCGAUGUGCCUCUGCCCGGAGUCCAGCCCGAUGUGCCUCUGCCCGGAGUCCAGCCCGAUGUGCCUCUGCCCGGAGUCCAGCCCGAUGUGCCUCUGCCCGGAGUCCA